AAGCCCUCACUCCAUCCAUCAUCUCAUACGCCGAAUCACAUUUUUCUCCAAUGUUCAAACUCGCGCCUGCUUUCGUCCUCGCCGCCCUCGCCGCAACGGGUGUGAUGGCCGAACAACGCACUGUGACUGUGGUCAACAACUGUGGAUACGGCACUCCCACCUUCACCAACGCCGGGAAUGUCGUCACUACUGGAGCGUCCUUCCUGUUCAGCCAAGCGACUGCCGUCUACCUCCAAAAUGGCAGCUGCGGGCCGAACGGCGAGCGCUGCACGGCGGUCCAUCUCGCGCAGGCCUCCACCUUGGGCCUGAGCUACCGGAUCUCUGUCACUCCCCCCAACGCGUACACGGUCCCCGUUAGCGUCCACUUCUACAACGGCUGUGAGGGUCAAGGCGCCGAAUGCAAGGAUCCUUCCUGCCUCGGGAGCGCCUUACGCGGCGAGUGUUUCCUCAAGGACAGCGACCUGCAGAUCACAUUCUGCCCUUCGGGACCUGUGGAUGUGCCAGCGCCCGCUGCGGCUGCCUAAACACGUAGCUUACUUCACUCUACGAAACGCAAUCGAAUCAAAGAUUCUGAAAAUCCAACACUUUCGUGAGGGACCUACAUCCCGUGGUAGAGU
This is a messenger RNA of Mycena citricolor, 617 nucleotides long. The record is from the annotation of a GenBank genome assembly. NCBI's taxonomy places the organism in Eukaryota, Fungi, Basidiomycota, Agaricomycetes, Agaricales, Mycenaceae.